Molecule: messenger RNA, 1299 nt
Organism: Rotaria sordida
Lineage: Eukaryota; Metazoa; Rotifera; Eurotatoria; Philodinida; Philodinidae
Source: the annotation of a GenBank genome assembly
AUGGCAUCUAAUCGUCCUCUAUUACCAAUUUAUUCUCAUCUGAUAACGCCAGCUCGUCGUACAAAUACAUUUCAAGGUAACCAACGACCAUCAAAUGUAAUUAAAUUAGCAUCAUCAACAAUAUCAUUAAAUGAUGGUGAAACACCAUUAAAUAAAACACAUGUAUUUUCUCCAAUUGUUAAUUCACAAUCACCAUCAUCAUCAAAUGAUCAUCUAUUAAAAUAUGAUAUUCGAAGAUUACGUGCUAGUCUUGAACGUAAAGAAGAACAAAUAAGUUGGUGGAUGGAAAAAUCAAAAAAUGACAAUGACAAAUUCGAAGCUUUAAAAUCUAGAUUAGAACAAACAAAUCGUCAAAAUGAUUUAAUAUUACAAUGUGUUCGAUCGACACUUGAUGGUUUAACAUGUAUAAAUCGAUCAAUAAAUGUUAUAUUUAUGCAAGAAGAUAAAGAAAAUAAAUUGUAUGAUAAUGAACAAGAUCAAUUAAAUGAAGAAAAUUUUGAUGAAAAUAUUUCUCUUGUACUUUUAUCACGUUUAAAUGAUAUUUGUAUAAAAUUAGCAAAAAAUAUUGAUUUACUAAUUCGUACAUCAGUUUCUUCUGGUGUAUCAUCAAUAAAACAUUCUCAUCCUGUUCAACGACAUGAAUCAAAUGCUUCAUCUAUAUCAAAACAAUCUACUGAUGAUGUUCAUGAUACAACUAAUAUUGUUUAUGAAGAAAUUAUUGAUAAACUUAAUAAUGAUCUUGAUGCAAUGAAAAUUCGUCUUGCGGAACAAGAACUUCGAACAAAAAAUUUUGAAGAAGAAUUAAAUCAAUGUAAAUCAGCGCAUUUAUCUGCAAAAAUAACAUUUGAUACACAAGAAAAAAAACUUCAAGAACAAUUAAUACUUAAGGAUAAACAAAUUAUAUCAAUUGCAACAAAUGAACAUGAUGUUCUACGACAAUUAUUAGAUGAAAAAACCACCGCAUUCGAACAUUUAAAUGAGGAAUAUGAAUUACUUAUGACAAAAUAUCAAAGUGAAUAUAAUCGAAAUGUUGAUUGUAUGAUAAAAACUGAUGCAUUACAUGAACAUAUUCGUUUAUUAAGUGAAACAUUAGCUGCUAAAGAAAUCAAUGAAGAAAAAUUAACAACACAACAACAGCAAAUGAAAAAACUUAUGACAUUACUUAUUCCAAUAACACCAUCUUCAGCAAUAAAUAAAAAACAAAAUGAUAAACAAACGUUUGGACGUAAAGUUAAACGACAUCUUCGAGAGUCAUUUUCAUCACUUGUUAAUCAUAAACAAACGUCAAAUAAUCAAUAA